Messenger RNA from Drosophila ficusphila, 2336 nucleotides. It is a transcript of the gene Gle1, whose product is annotated as nucleoporin Gle1. The transcript is spliced from 2 exons. Bases 267 to 2261 code for a protein of 664 amino acids. NCBI's taxonomy places the organism in Eukaryota, Metazoa, Arthropoda, Insecta, Diptera, Drosophilidae. Gene Ontology annotation, biological process: regulation of translational termination; regulation of translational initiation; poly(A)+ mRNA export from nucleus. The record is from RefSeq and is a predicted model, not a curated record. Gene Ontology annotation, cellular component: nuclear pore; nuclear pore cytoplasmic filaments; cytoplasm. Gene Ontology annotation, molecular function: phospholipid binding; translation initiation factor binding; inositol hexakisphosphate binding.
UGUGUAUUUCUAAAAAUGUUCCUAUUCUUUGUCAUAUUUUAUUAACCAAAAUAACUUUUUUGCACUUCAAUUUAUAAAAAAAAAAAACCUUUUGGAUAAUUUUCCUAAAUAAUUAAAAUUUAAAAAAAAAAAGUAAGACCACAUUUCGUAACACACAAUAACAAAAAGUAUCGAAACUCUGAAAACUUAAAAAAAGUUGGCAGCCCAACCUAAUAUUUUUAUUGGUUGCCGGAAGAACUUUUUUUUAUAAGCAAUAAGCGGGAAAAAUGAGCAUGGAUGGUUUAAUGAGGGCCCUGGAAUGGCUGACAGUGGAAUCGACGCUACAUCAUGCGGCUUUGGCGUCCGAGUUGUGCACAGGAAGAACUCUGGGCGAGGAUCGCGAGCCCUUGUGGGUUGAGGGCAAUAAAAAUACUCCACAGACACUUCCAAUACCAGAAGAUUUUCCAGCCCCCAAAAAGGAAAUUUCCCACCCAGCCACCACAGAUUUGGAACCCAGUAUAUCCUGCUUUCCCGACGCACAAGCCAUCAACGCCAGCAUUGUGAGACGGGAAAUGGCGGAGGAGGGCAAACGGUGCGUCCGCCAACAACUAAAGGCCCUUAAGGAAAAACAAGAUGCCCUGCGCCUUUCCCGUGUGUCCCUUCAAAAGGAGGAAGAGCUCCAACGUGAACAACUGCAGAAAAAGGCGCUGCGGGAACGAAACGAAAUCCUUCUAGUUCAGAAGGCAGAUCAAAUGACCGCGGCACAGUUGGAAGCCCAGCAGCGAGAACAAUUGGCCUUGCGCCAACAGACUGACAACAAGCUGCACAAGCUCGCUCUGGAGGGCGUUGCCCGCUGCCAACGGAGAUUCAAUCAGAAGUACGAAGGCAUAGCUAGGAUAUUACUCUCGCUCGACAAGGAAACAGUCCAAGUAUGCGCCACCCAGAACAAACAGCUUAAGGAGCUGGGCCAGAAAUUUGAGCAGCUGGUAAGCACAGUAAAAAUGGGCAAGUGCGAAAUGCAGAGCCAGUUUCUUUGCUCCAUUAUAAAAGCAGAAGAAUGCUGCAAAAGUCUAGAUGCCUUGGAAAUGGACAUAAUCAAGCAGCUGGCCGAGUUCUCCGAGCAAAUCCAGCAGCAGCUAAAAUUGGAGGCGGCCAAGAAGCAGGAGGAGGAGCGGCAGAAGCAGGCGGAGGAAGAGAAGCAGCGCCUGGAGAAGCAGGCUUUAGAGGCCAAGGAGAAACAACAACAAGCCGAGGCGGCAAAGGCAGAAGCUGCCAAAAUUUCUGCUCCGGAGGUGCCCAAACCCCAGGAAGUGCCACCGGCAGUAAGCACUGCAGCAUCCUCAUGUGUGCACCCGGAUCGACUAAAGUUCUACAACGAAAUCAUUGCACUGUAUCAGGCCAAAGUGGACGCAGUGAAGCCUCUGCAAACGGAGGAGUCGCUGAAGCAGUACCGCACCGGCUGCCAGAGGGCCAUUAACCUGCCCUUGAACGCCAUCUCAGCAGUCAGUCCGCAGCAUCUGACCCAGAACUUUGACAAGCUCUAUAGCUUCUUUGCCGGGCAGCCGGUUAAAGUCGUUAAUGGCUCGACCAUCACCAUCAACGAUCAUCCGCUUGCCCGCGACUAUUGCAUGCUACUGAUGGCCAAGAAGUUCGUCAGUCAAACGGAGACGGCAAUUUCGAGUAAUCCUCAAGCGGCCUUUCCCUUUGCCUCGGUAAUUGUCACGUUCUGGAAGCUGUUGCCCGACUUCGGCAAAGUUUUUUUGGCCUACAUGUACAAGGAGUCGCCCUUCCUGGUGCCCUAUGUAAUACCCCAGCAGCCGGAACAGACCAACGAGCAGUAUCUAAAGAGCAUUGGCUAUAGGUUGUCGGACAAAAACGAACUGGAGAAACCGGAUAUGUACCUGAAACGCCAGACGGGACUCGCUCGCCUCUACGCAGCUGUGAUUAUUACUCAAGGCAGGAAGUCAGCUGGACCGGAUCAGUGCUUUGAACUCGAGGAGGGCUGGCUGUGGUUGGCCCACAUGGUGAAUGUAAAGCCUUUGCCCGACGUCAGUGCCACGUUGAUAAUGGAGAUUUUGCAGACGCUCGGCUUCGAGAUGUGGCGCACUUACGGCAAGCAGUUUGUGAAGCUGCUAAUUUAUAUUCAAAAUAUUUACAUGCCUCAACUAGCGGCCUAUGAUGAAGGAGGCCCAAAAACGCGGCUGGAAAUGCUGCUGGCCAAGUUCCUGCGCGAGCGGCAGAUUCCACAGGCCGUUGGAAUUUUGCCGCCCGGCUUUUGGUAGUUUUACAAUUUAAGUAGUUUUGUUGAUUUUAAGGUAAAUGUGUUUGUAACUAAAAAUAAAUAACUCAUGCGAUUA